UUUUUAUGUCAUUAUAGUAGCCUGAUGAGUGUCAGGCCGAUGAUACUAGCAAUGUCGGCAAUGCAGUAAUUUUUGACCGCGAGUCGUGACAACGGUGAAUACCAGUGCUAACCGGGAAUAAUAAGCCUAGCUAGCCUAGCCUAGCCGCUAGCUACAUAUCUGUGUAUCUAGCAGAUUAGUUUAUUUUACAUAUAACUCUUAUUGAUCGGGCGUUUUGGACGUUCUCCUUUACCACGAAUUGGCACACAUCAUGGGCUGUUAUGAAUAAAAGGUUGCCAUCAUGAUUGGAGGACUAUUCAUCUACAACCACAAGGGGGAGGUGUUGAUCUCUCGCGUCUACCGGGAUGACAUAGGACGCAAUGCGGUGGACGCGUUCCGUGUGAACGUGAUCCACGCACGCCAGCAGGUGCGCUCCCCGGUCAACAACAUAGCCCGCACCUCCUUCUUCCAUGUCAAGCGCUCCAACAUCUGGCUUGCGGCCGUCACCAAGCAGAACGUCAAUGCUGCCAUGGUGUUUGAGUUCCUCUACAAGAUGUGUGACGUCAUGGCCGCCUACUUUGGCAAGAUCAGCGAGGAGAACAUCAAGAACAAUUUUGUGCUGAUCUAUGAGCUGCUGGACGAGAUCCUGGACUUUGGAUACCCCCAGAACUCGGAGACUGGCGCCCUGAAGACCUUCAUCACCCAGCAGGGGAUCAAGAGCCAGCACCAUACCAAGGAGGAGCAGUCCCAGAUCACCAGUCAGGUGACGGGACAAAUUGGUUGGCGUCGGGAGGGCAUCAAGUACCGCCGCAAUGAGCUCUUCCUCGACGUGCUGGAGAGCGUCAAUCUGCUGAUGUCUCCUCAAGGCCAGGUGCUGAGUGCCCAUGUCUCUGGGAGAGUGGUGAUGAAGAGCUACCUGAGCGGGAUGCCCGAGUGCAAGUUCGGCAUGAACGACAAGAUCGUCAUUGACAAGCAGGGCAAGGGCGGGGCCACCGACGAGGCAGCCAAGAGUGGGAAGCAAUCCAUAGCCAUUGAUGACUGCACAUUCCACCAGUGUGUGCGCCUCAGCAAGUUUGACUCGGAGCGCAGUAUCAGCUUCAUCCCGCCGGACGGAGACUACGAGCUCAUGAGGUACCGCACCACCAAGGACAUCAUCUUGCCCUUCCGUGUUAUUCCUCUGGUGAGGGAGGUUGGCCGCACCAAGCUGGAGGUCAAGGUGGUCAUCAAGUCCAACUUCAAGCCCUCUCUCCUGGCACAGAAGAUCGAGGUCCGCAUUCCCACCCCUCUCAACACCAGCGGGGUCCAGGUGAUCUGCAUGAAGGGCAAGGCUAAGUACAAAGCUAGCGAAAACGCCAUCGUCUGGAAGAUCAAGCGCAUGGCAGGGAUGAAGGAGUCUCAGAUCAGCGCUGAGAUCGAGCUGCUGCCCACCAACGACAAGAAGAAGUGGGCACGCCCCCCCAUCUCCAUGAACUUUGAGGUCCCCUUCGCUCCCUCCGGCCUGAAGGUUCGCUACCUGAAGGUGUUCGAGCCCAAGCUGAACUACAGCGACCAUGAUGUCAUCAAAUGGGUGCGUUACAUCGGGCGCAGCGGGAUAUAUGAGACCCGCUGCUAACGGCCCUCACUCUCCAGGGAGCAGCAGGAAGACUGGAACAAGGGAGGAGUCGCGUUGUGAGACCGUUUGAAACUCCUAUCUUUUAUGUGUGCUGGCUUAAAGCUUGGAUAAAACGGGAGGGGGUGCAUUUUAGAGGAAUAAGUGAACAUGCUGAUGUAGAUGUGGACAGGAACAUCGUUUUCCUCGAGAUGUGGUUUACAUUUCGGCUGUUGCUCGACCAUCCUAUGUAUUCCCCAUGACUGUGUCCUCUGUCAUACAUGUGAUCAGCUGAACUAGGACCCCUCGAUGCUGGUGUAGGACUAGACGUUCUUUGUUUCCUGUAGCAUUUAGCUAGCACCAUCCUAAUGCCAGUCCCACGCCUAGCCCCCUCAUCUCCACUGGUGUAAUCACUAUUUAGUCUAGAGAGUACUGUUUAAGAAGGAGGCAUUGCAGGUGUAACACUAUUUCCCAUUCAUUUUAUACAGUUUUUUUUAACAUCCCUACUCACCUUGGUGUAUUAGUUAUGGAAUUGUCAGUUUUUGUAGGUAGUGCUUUGUCCAUCCAUACGUUUUGCCACCUAUUCUAUUAUUGCACUCAGUCAUCCUUUUCCCCUCGUCCAGUAGAUGUUCAUUUCAUUAUUGUAUUUUCUCUACCCAUGCAGAUUAUAAUGAAAUGUUUUUGCUGUGGUAUCUGUUGGUUUGUUUUGUGUCAGUGCUGCAGAUAAUUUUCUGUGUGACCAAAAUUGCAAGUAUGAGAAACAGGAAAAAAACUAAACACAAAAAAAUAUAUAAAAAAAACAAAACAGGAAUCUGUCUCAAUAUAUAAACACGUUUCUACGUUAUUUGAGCUUGGUGGAGCUAGUCCCAUGUUUCUUGCUGUCGGUGUCUGUAGAAGUCUGUUGAACUGACCUGUGUGUGUGCGCGUGUGUUGCUGUUCAGCCAGUUUGUAAAACAUCUCUCAGGAGUCUGGAAUGUGUAUUUUCUCAUGCCCCUUACUUGGGCAAACGAGCAACUCCAUACACUAUGCUCUGAUACCCCAAGCCUAGCUUACUAACCUAUCUUUAGAUCCGUUUACUGAAGUAUUUAUGGCACAAGUGUUGGGAGUGUUACUUAGGACGAGGAGUGUACAAAAUGUCAAUUGAAAUCGGUUUUGUACCAGACUUUUCUUGUCUGCAGUUGAAACAAACAUUCCACCCAUGUCUUCAUAAUUAAUGCAUUCCUCUUGACGUCUUUAGCUGUCAAAUCAUGACUUUUGUGCAUCAGAUCAUAUGGGCAUUGAGAUUAUCAUUCAUGUAGUUGUCCAUACCUGUUAUUAUUUGAUAUCCCUGCAUUGUAAUAUAAUAUUCAAUACUAAUAACCUGUCAACUGGAAUGAGGUUUCCAAAACCAGUAUCUCACCAGAAAAGGCCCCACUAUUCCUGCCAAACCCUGGGAGAUGGACAGGUCGGAGGUUCUUAGGGUAGUCCCUCCUCAGCUACAGUACAAUGUGUUUGAUCCCCAUUUAACUUUGUGACUGUAAAUGUAAUCCUAAUAAAAAGGUGUAAGCAAU
Messenger RNA from Hypomesus transpacificus, 3117 nucleotides. It is a transcript of the gene ap2m1b, whose product is annotated as adaptor related protein complex 2 subunit mu 1b. Gene Ontology annotation, cellular component: AP-2 adaptor complex; cytoplasmic vesicle. Gene Ontology annotation, molecular function: clathrin-cargo adaptor activity. Gene Ontology annotation, biological process: clathrin-dependent endocytosis; intracellular protein transport. The record is from RefSeq and is a predicted model, not a curated record. The transcript has 12 exons. Bases 281 to 1591 code for a protein of 436 amino acids. Lineage: Eukaryota; Metazoa; Chordata; Actinopteri; Osmeriformes; Osmeridae.